Messenger RNA from Lemur catta (Ring-tailed lemur), 1896 nucleotides. RefSeq names its product mucin-12-like. The transcript is spliced from 2 exons. NCBI's taxonomy places the organism in Eukaryota, Metazoa, Chordata, Mammalia, Primates, Lemuridae. The annotation marks the transcript as partial. The record is from RefSeq and is a predicted model, not a curated record.
AGUGAAGGAUCUACGGCCUCGUCCACGGGCCCGGCUUCUGCACUGUCAACAGUGUCACCUGGGAGCUCUAGCAGCCCAGGCCCCGGCGCAGGAUCCACAGCCCGCUCCAGCAGUCCAGGCUCAGCUCCCACCACACCGUUCUCGGCCGGCGCCGCGACCUCCGGCCUCAGCCAACCGUCCACCAGCCUCCAGAGCAGCCCGGGCUCUACACACACCAGGGCAUCGGCCGGCACUUCCCCCUCCCCCGGAGUUAGUGACGGAUCCAGCACUGCCCAGAGCAGCUCGGCCUCCGCACGCGGCACAGCGUCACCCGUGAGCCCCACGUCACCAGGGUCCGGUGAAGGCUCUACGUCCUUCCGGAGCAGCCCGGGCUCUACGCACACAGCAGCGUCAGCUCACGUCCCGACAAGCUCUGGCCUCAGCGAAACCUCCAGAGGCUUGGACAGCACCCCCAGCACCACUGCCACGGCGGCGCCACCUGACAGCUCCAGAAGCCCCAGCCUCGGUGCGUCCUCUACGGCACUCCACAGCAGCCCGGGCUCCGCUGCCUCCACGCAGCUGGCAUCUGAGGCCGCUACGACGUCUGCCAGCAGCCCAGGCUCCCCACACACGACGGUGUCACCUGCCAGUUCCGUGAGUCCUGGUGGACCCAGCGAGGGACCUACAGCCUCCCAGAGCAGCCCGGGCUCAACACACAGAACACUGUCACCUGGCACCUCCCCAACGGCGGGUGUCCCCGGCGCGUCUACCACCUUCCCAAGCGGCUCAGGCUCACCACACAGCACGGUGUCACCUGUGGGCUCCUCCACAGCAGGACGCAGUGAAGGAUCUACGGCCUCGUCCACGGGCCCGGCUUCUGCUCUGUCAACAGUGUCACCUGGGAGCUCUAGCAGCCCAGGCCCCGGCGCAGGAUCCACAGCCCGCUCCAGCAGUCCAGGCUCAGCUCCCACCACACCGUUCUCGGCCAGCGCCGCGACCUCCGGCCUCAGCCAACCGUCCACCAGCCUCCAGAGCAGCCCGGGCUCUACACACACCAGGGCAUCGGCCGGCACUUCCCCCUCCCCCGGAGUUAGUGACGGAUCCAGCACUGCCCAGAGCAGCUCGGCCUCCGCACGCGGCACAGCGUCACCCGUGAGCCCCACGUCACCAGGGUCCGGUGAAGGCUCUACGUCCUUCCGGAGCAGCCCGGGCUCUACGCACACAGCAGCGUCAGCUCACGUCCCGACAAGCUCUGGCCUCAGCGAAACCUCCAGAGGCUUGGACAGCACCCCCAGCACCACUGCCACGGCGGCGCCACCUGACAGCUCCAGAAGCCCCAGCCUCGGUGCGUCCUCUACGGCACUCCACAGCAGCCCGGGCUCCGCUGCCUCCACGCAGCUGGCAUCUGAGGCCGCUACGACGUCUGCCAGCAGCCCAGGCUCCCCACACACGACGGUGUCACCUGCCAGUUCCGUGAGUCCUGGUGGACCCAGCGAGGGACCUACAGCCUCCCAGAGCAGCCCGGGCUCAACACACAGAACACUGUCACCUGGCACCUCCCCAACGGCGGGUGUCCCCGGCGCGUCUACCACCUUCCCAAGCGGCUCAGGCUCACCACACAGCACGGUGUCACCUGUGGGCUCCUCCACAGCAGGACGCAGUGAAGGAUCUACGGCCUCGUCCACGGGCCCGGCUUCUGCUCUGUCAACAGUGUCACCUGGGAGCUCUAGCAGCCCAGGCCCCGGCGCAGGAUCCACAGCCCGCUCCAGCAGUCCAGGCUCAGCUCCCACCACACCGUUCUCGGCCAGCGCCGCGACCUCCGGCCUCAGCCAACCGUCCACCAGCCGCGAAAAGCAGCUCGGCCUCCGCACGCGGCACAGCGUCACCCAUGAGCCCCACGUCACCAGGGUCCGGUGA